Messenger RNA from Lontra canadensis (Northern American river otter), 386 nucleotides. RefSeq names its product keratin-associated protein 12-1-like. The record is from RefSeq and is a predicted model, not a curated record. Gene Ontology annotation, cellular component: keratin filament. NCBI's taxonomy places the organism in Eukaryota, Metazoa, Chordata, Mammalia, Carnivora, Mustelidae. The coding region runs from base 56 to 376 and encodes 106 amino acids. The transcript has a single exon.
AGCCUCCAGACCAGCCCCGUCCUCCACCCUGACUCCACUCCAGCCCCACGCCACCAUGUGCCAGUCCAGCUGCUCCACGGGCUGCCAGCAGGCCUGCUGCGUGCCCAGCUCCUGCCAGACGUCCUGCUGCGUGCCCAGCUCCUGCCAGAUGUCCUGCUGCGUGCCCGUGAGCUGCAAGCCAGCCGUGUGCGUGCCCAUGAGCUGCAAGCCAGCCGUGUGCAUACCUGUGAGCUGCAAGCCAGCUGUGUGCAUGCCCGUGAGCUGUAAGCCCAUUGUGUAUGUGGCUCCCUCCUGCCAGUCCUCUGGGGGCUGCCAGCCCUCCUGCCCCACCCUGCUCUGCAGGCCUGUCCCCUGCGGCACCCCUACGUGCUGCUGAGCCCACGGCC